AUGCGGCUACUAGAAGCUCUUCCCCGAGAACUCAUACAGUACAUUUUAACCCUCCUCCCAACCAAAGCCAUCAAGUCCCUCCGCCUCACCAACAAGGCUCUGAAAGAAGCAUCAUCACCAUACCUCUUCCCCACCCUCUACCUCUCCUGCCAUCCUCUCGACCUCCAGGUCUUCCAGCUUGUCGUAGACAAUCCUCUUCUCGCCACCAACGUCCGCGAACUAGUCAUCGACGACACAUGUCUAGCCCCAUCCCUUGGAAAAUGGGACAAUUACCGUGCCAUGGCCAUGCGCGAGCAGCGCUUUUGGCCUCAGCGACGAAAGCCCUACUUCCCCAACGAUGAAGCAUUUGACGCAAAAGAACGGCAAUGGCCGCAGGAGCCCAAAAGAGAGUUUUACGAACUAUUCAUCAACACCAUGAAGCCGCACCAUGAGAACCUGGCCAGGGGGGCAGAUAUUGCAGCAUUGCAAGACGCCUUGCCAAAACUAACUUCAGUGAGGAGUCUGGUGCUGACGAACCGCACGGCGGAUGAGGCCCCAGACUCGGGCGCGCAGAGCCGUGACUCUUCCAGCCCGACGGUGAAGCAGUGGAGGCAAAUGGGCAGAGAGCACAAGGAGCGGCCGCCGUUUGCUCCCAGGUGUGACUGGUUCAAUGGAUGGAAACAAGGGCGCAUGGAUGAUUCCUGGGCAAGAGGGGAAAAUCUAAGCGAUGAGCUGCAAGCAAUGAUUGAUGAUUCAGGACGGCCAUACACCGAACAAGAGGAGCUACAGCAGGAGAAAUUGGAAAAUCGCAGCGCGCACGAGGAGGACAGCGACGAGGCGAGUGAUAAUCCAGCGGACAACUGGUGGCCAUUCACUCGAUGUCUCGCCAGAGAAACACGCGGCAUACACAUUGCCCUCAUUGCGUUACAACACGAACCGCUCCAACAGCGCCUCUGCGAAUUCCGCGUCGACGCCUCCAGAGACAUCAUCCGCGACCCCCCACAGCCAGAUUACUAUCAAACGGGCCUCGCAACCGCCAUAUUCGAUCCAUACUCCAGCCCCUUCCCAGACCGCCUCGCCUCAACGCUAGGAUCGUGCAGCAGCCUCGAAAAGCUGGCCCUCUCCAUCAGCAACGGCUACGGCGACACGCAAGGGGCGGAAGUCCUGCAAAGCGGAACCAUAGGCAGGGUGCUCACGUCAAUGAAGAACCUGCACGACAUGUCGGUGGAGUUUGCGCUGGCCCCGUCUUGGCUCGCAGUUCCCAGUGACUUCGUGUACCCCCGUCUGCGGAAGUUGAGGAUCGUCGAGUCGCAGGUCUGGCCGCGGAAGUUGAUGGAGUUUAUUCGUCGGCAUGCUGCAACGCUGGAGGAGGUGUAUGUGGAGCGGUGUACGGCGUUCCAUGAGGACGUGAGGAAUGUGUGGGACGAGGAUGGAGAUGAGGAUGAGGAUGGUGAGGUUGGGGAUUUGGCAUCCUUUGUGCGUGGUGUUAUUGAGUUUGCGGGGCGGGAGGAGAACUGUUUGGUGCCGGGGAAGGUUGUGCUGGACUCUGUGAUGGGGUAUCUUGCUGAGAAUAAGGUGGCUAUCGAUGAAGGUGGGAUGGUUGAUCGGUGGGCGAAAGGGAGGUAUUCUUGGACGUUUGGAGUUGAUGAUGGGCUUGUUGUGGAAAAGGUCGUGGAAUAA
This is a messenger RNA of Pochonia chlamydosporia 170, 1659 nucleotides long. RefSeq lists its product as hypothetical. Bases 1 to 1659 code for a protein of 552 amino acids. Gene Ontology annotation, molecular function: protein binding. NCBI's taxonomy places the organism in Eukaryota, Fungi, Ascomycota, Sordariomycetes, Hypocreales, Clavicipitaceae. The transcript has a single exon. The record is from RefSeq and is a predicted model, not a curated record.